Ctenopharyngodon idella (grass carp) is the source of this 2345-nucleotide messenger RNA. RefSeq names its product adipocyte plasma membrane associated protein (gene apmap). The transcript has 9 exons. Gene Ontology annotation, molecular function: strictosidine synthase activity. Bases 182 to 1429 code for a protein of 415 amino acids. Gene Ontology annotation, biological process: biosynthetic process. The record is from RefSeq and is a predicted model, not a curated record. NCBI's taxonomy places the organism in Eukaryota, Metazoa, Chordata, Actinopteri, Cypriniformes, Xenocyprididae.
AUCGUUUCUCCACUCACACGUCGGUGUUGUCGAGAACGCGCGUUGGUCUUGUGCACGUUAUGAACUGCGCUUUCUUUGGGAUGUUGUAAAUAAAUUCUUCAUUUGUUGUAGUAGCGUUUAUUUAGCCUUAUGUUUUAGUGAACGCAGCUGUGAAACAGGAAAAAGUCGACACAACAACAAAAUGAAUGAGCCCGAGGGACUGCGGUUCAGGAGGUUGAACAGACCUCAAAUAAUUACAGACGAAACCCAUGAACCACAGUUCAAAACCACAAGCACUUACAGUGGGAAGGUGUUUCGUGUGACAUUACUCACACUGGUGGCUUUCCUGCUCUUCCCUCUGCUGGUGGUCAUUUUCCUGUUCGAGUCUCCCAUUCAACCAGAGGCGUUCAGUCUCAAUGAACCGCCUCUUAUGACUGGCUGUUACGAGCCCAACUUAAAACUCAGACAGGCAGAGCGACUGUUCGAGGACCAGCUCAUCGGCCCAGAAUCCCUUGCGAAUAUUGGAGAUGUUUUGUACACUGGGACGGCUGAUGGAAAGAUAGUCAAAAUCGAGGGAAGGAACAUUCAUGUAUUAGCAACACUUGGCAAGCCACCAUGUGGCUCUCCUGAGUAUGAACACACUUGUGGACGUCCUCUGGGAAUCCGUGUGGGACCCAACGGCACCUUGUUUGUAACCGAUGCCUAUUUGGGACUGUUUGAGGUCAAUCCUGUCACAGGUGAGGUAAAAUCUCUGGUGAGCACAGGGAAGAUGAUCGGUGGUCGACGUCUGGGCUUCGUGAAUGAUCUGGAUGUAACUCAGGAUGGGAAAAAGGUGUACUUCACUGACUCCAGCAGCAGGUGGCAGCGCAGAGACUUCAUGCACCUGAUCAUGGAAGCCACAGCAGAUGGACGUGUGCUUGAAUACGAUAUAGAGAGCAAGGAAGUUACCGUGAUGAUGGAGAACCUGAGGUUUCCUAAUGGCAUCCAGCUCUUUCCUGAUGAGGAGUCUGUUCUGGUGGCUGAAACCACAAUGGCAAGAAUAAGGAGAGUUCACGUGUCUGGUCUCAAUAAAGGAGGAAUGGAUACCUUUAUAGAUAACCUCCCAGGAUUCCCUGACAACAUUCGACGCAGUUCUUCAGGUGGAUACUGGGUGGCCAUGUCUGUUGUGCGACCCAACCCUGGCUUCUCCAUGCUGGACUUCCUGUCUCAAAAACCCUGGAUAAAGAAGCUCAUAUUUAAGCUCUUCAGUCAAGAAACUCUAUUGAAGUUUGUGCCACGCUACAGCCUGGUGGUAGAGCUGCAGGACGGCGGGACAUGCGUGCGUAGCUUCCACGACCCACACGGCAUGGUGACGGCCUACAUCAGCGAGGCACACGAGUACAACGGCUACCUGUACCUGGGCUCUUUCCGCUCCCCUUAUCUGUGCAAGCUGGAUCUGAGCAAAGUGUGAAGCAUGCAGAAGAACACGUCAUGAUCCUAACAGAUGCUCGGCUUGAGUCAUUUCACCAUGGCUUCCAAACAAGCAGAUUCCGAAGCAAUUAACGUUGGCAGUGCAUCAACAAGAACACUUAUCAAAUUCUUCCAUAUUACAGUCAACAAAUGAACAAACACAGCCCCUUCAUUCGAUACCCCUUCUCUUUAUUUAGGUCUGACAGAUGCCUGUUUUUGUUCCAUUAACCGGUGUGGGUGACUUUCUUUUUUUAGAGAUGUGGGGUGCAUAAGCUCUCUGGCAGCCUGUUUUUUUUUUUUUUUUUUUUUUUUUUUUUAAAUCAGAAGAUGUGCCAUUACUAUUUUUAUUUUUUUCUCCCUUGUGACAGAAAUUAUGCCAUUUCUGUACUUGUUUUAUUUGCACCGACCGCCGUCUGGUCCUUAAAAUAGAGCUGUCAACUGUUUUGAUUUGUAUCACAGCGCCUUUAAGAAAGACUAAAACUCCUGUGGGUGGCAGCGUAAGGAUGUUGUUUGGGGGAAGUGAAACGGUAUUUUCAUUUCAUUAUAUAAUGAAUCUCCUGCAACAUUCAGCUAUAAUUAUUUCUGGUUUUAAGAAUGUUCAAAUGUGUGAAUGUUUUGGUUAAUUUUUAAUCAAGGGAUUGAAGGUAUAAAUUCCUCAUUUCAUCGUUAUUUGUAUAUGUUGUUGAAAUGAGAGCUGUGUCACUCUUGGCUGAUAAAUGCUGCUGGCUUUAUAAUAUUUAGAACACCUUUACACAAGUAUCUGUGUUUUUCGCUCAUACUUUAUAUGAUGUCUAUAAUAAUUAUCAGCAAUAAUGUCAUAUAACAGUGGCUCUCAACUGGUGGGUUACGGCUCAUUUGAUAGGACAGUGGUGAAAAAAAACAAUGCUAAAUGGAAAUAAUAAAUUAAAUGAAUCAUA